AUGGAGAGAAUGUACCUUGAGUGCUUCAGGAGAAAUCUCUCAGCUUCGGCCUUCUCCCCUCUCCACAUCCCUCCCCUCUCCCCUUGUCUCCCCCCUUCCAUUCUCCCCACCCUCUCCCAACCCUCCAACACCUUCAGGGUUGAGAAAAUAAACCUCAAGUGCUACGGGCCAAAGCCUGAUUGGUUCUUGGAGCUCGUGCCCAAUGGCAUGCUGCCAGCUGUCCAGCUAGACGGGCGAGUGAUCACAGAGUCCGUGACUAUAAUGAAGGAGAUUGAAGCCGCCUUCCCAAGCCACUCGCCGCUCCUCCCCCCUCCCUCCGACGGGCAUGCAGCAGCGGCAGCAGAGCAGCUGAUGGGUCUGGAGAGGGGGUUGACUGGGGCAUGGCUCAAGUGGACCAAGGGAAAGGAUGCCAUGCGCUGGCUUGCCAGUGGUAGCGGGGCCGGAAGCAGCAGCAGUGGGGGUAACAGCAGUGGGAGCAGCAGAAGCAGCAGUGGCAGUGGCGAGGGUGCAGGCGGUGAGGAGGAGAGGGAGGGGCGGAGGGAGUUUGAGGCGGCGAUGGAUGCCGUGGAAGCAGCUCUGGUGGAGAGCGGAGGGCCUUACUUCCUUGGGAAAGAGUUCUACCACACUAUGGCCAAGAAUUCUCUCUCAUGCUUGCCUCCCUACUUCUCAGGUGCUCCUGAUUCCACUACCCAUCCACUCCCACCCCGAACCCACAUGGACUUCUCCCACAUGGACUUCUCCCUCAUCGACUUGCUCUACAAGCCUCAGCUCAAGCAAUCUCCUGCUGAUGCGAACUGUUUCUGCUGCACUCUCACCACACCAUCUUUCUCACCUCUCUCCCCACUUCCCUUCCCAUGGGUUCCUACUGUCGAUCCACACCCGCCCCCACCUCCUGAGCAGUUCUCUCUCGUCGACGUCACCCACGCGCCUCUCCUCGAGCGAUUCGCUGCCAGUGCGCCGUACUGGAAAGGCCUCACAGUGCGGAACAACCCUCGCUGGCCGGCCCUCUCCCACUGGUAUGACGCCAUGGAUGCUCGACCCGCCUACCUCCCACUCAAGUCCGACGAUUUCUCCAUCACCCACUCCCUCGUGCCGCAAAUCGGGCCGGUGAUCGCGAGCGCCGAUCCAACGGCUGUGGCGCGCCGGGCUUAUAUCGAUGGACGGGAUGGGACGGGCGCGUGGGAUCUGCCGUUGAGGGAGGAGGAGACAGCGUGGGGGAGGGAGGAUGGGACAGGAGGGAAGGGGCGGAGGGCGCAGAGAGAGGUGGUGCGGGCGAUUGUGGGCAAUCAUGACAGGCUGGUGGCCUUUUGCCUGCGAUCUCUGGAGGAUUCUGCACUCGCUUCUGCCAUUACUGCUGCUGGGGCUGCGGGUGGUGCCGUUGGUGGUGCUGCUGCCCCUAUGAGCAGCCGGACUCACGCGGACCAAGCUGAACCACAGCAGCAGGCCAUCACAGCGGAAUGCCUUGCGCCAGCUGUCAGCGAGGCGUUGCGCCACGUGGCGCAUGCACUGCUGGUCGGCACAGAAGCCGCAAGCCCCUUCCCUGCCAUGUCCCAGGCACUCCUAAAGCUAAGUGGUGGGAGCAGAAGUGAGGAUGGGAGGGCAGCAGUGGAAGAACGGUUGGUGUUGGCUCUUGCAUAUCUGAGGGAUAGAGUUGGCGACAACACGCGCCUGCUUCGGAAGGCUCCAGAGGAGGAGGAGGAGGAGGAGGAGGAGGAGGAGGAGGAGGAGGAGGAGGAGGAGGAGGAGGAGGAGGAGGCGAUGCAGGCGGAGGGCGUGCGGGAGGUGGCCGUGGCAACUGGCCUGGAGGUGCUGUACCAGGAGACCCCCAACUACCGCGGAGCGGCGGCCGAGGCUGACCGCAUGAUCGAGCCAAGGGAGACGGCUAGGCAUGCCUGGCGAGUGCCAGACCUGGGCGUAGAGCCUGUUGCUAGUGCUGCAAAGGAGGCGGUUACUGAGGGGGGUUAG
Closterium sp. Naga37s-1 is the source of this 1965-nucleotide messenger RNA. NCBI's taxonomy places the organism in Eukaryota, Viridiplantae, Streptophyta, Zygnematophyceae, Desmidiales, Closteriaceae. The record is from the annotation of a GenBank genome assembly.